This is a messenger RNA of Ipomoea triloba (trilobed morning glory), 1096 nucleotides long. RefSeq names its product probable WRKY transcription factor 32. Lineage: Eukaryota; Viridiplantae; Streptophyta; Magnoliopsida; Solanales; Convolvulaceae. The transcript has 3 exons. Gene Ontology annotation, biological process: regulation of DNA-templated transcription. The record is from RefSeq and is a predicted model, not a curated record. Gene Ontology annotation, cellular component: nucleus. Gene Ontology annotation, molecular function: DNA-binding transcription factor activity; transcription cis-regulatory region binding. Bases 86 to 1081 code for a protein of 331 amino acids.
AACAGAACUAUUCGAAAUACCUUUACCUUCUCUCUCUCUAUUCUCUGCACGCAGAAAGUGCAUUGUUGGGGCUCGGGAAUCCGCCAUGGAUGACACAGGAGAAGCGUCUAAGCCAUCUCUGCAGCUCCAAAAUACAUGCGCCGACAUCGGCGGCGGAGGUGACGGUGGUGAUGAGCCUAGUGGAGCGACGACUGGAACUGAGACUUCAGAAGAAGCUCAAGUUGGAGGUUCUGACUCCGAAGAAACCCUAGAUACGGUGGACUCGCCUUCCAUACAGUUGGAUAAGAGUGCUAGCCGACCGGAUUCCCUUGCUACCUCCUCCUCGCACGUGCUCUCUGAAGUUCCAAUCGAGUAUAGCUUGCACCCGUCCGAAUUCCUGAAGGAAAUCAAGGAUGAGGUUGGCAUUUCUAACCAGAAAGCCUCAACUGUUCAAGCUCAAAGGCGGAACCAACUGCAGUCUGCUGAUGAUCCAUCUGUGUUGGAAUUAUCUCCAACUUCUGUUACACAGUCCAUUUCAUCCAUUCCCAGCCCAACUCCAGGAGAGCGAAGAUUGUCUCCAUUAGAGAACAGAAAUGGCGCAUGCAUCCAAGAAGUAGAUAACCAGAAUUCUUCCAACUCCAAAGCGUUAUCUCUUGUUCCUGUCUUAAAGAUACAAGCACCUGAUGGGUACAAUUGGCGGAAAUAUGGUCAAAAGCAAGUGAAGAGUCCUCAAGGUUCUCGGAGCUAUUACAGAUGCACAUAUUCUGACUGCUGUGCAAAAAAGAUUGAGUGUUCUGACCACACUAACCGUGUUACUGAGAUUGUUUAUAGAAGUCCUCACAAUCACGAGCCACCCCGAAAAGUAAAUACCCCUAAAGUAAACAAGCUUGCAAUCUCAUCUAUGCCUCGUAGUCAGGAUAGCAAAGUAGCUCGCCUAAAUAGUAAUGCUGAUGAGACAGUGCCAUCCACUUCAAAGAAACAUGUUAAAGAAACAAUACCAAUAUCAGAGACAAAGCAGCAGGAUUUCUCUGGAUUGGAUGACAAUGCUGAAACUAAUGUUAAACGGGAGGAUUGUGAUGAACCUACACAGAAGAAAAGGUGAGUCUGUGGAGCUUUG